AUGAUAAAAAGAAGUGAUUUCAAUGUAAUAAAUAAAAAACUAAACGAUAAAGAUGAUGUAACAUAUUUAAAAACCCAAUAUCCAGAUAUACCAUAUUCAACUUUAAUAGCAAUAUUUUCCCAAAAAAGAAUAAAAAUAUAUAGACAAAACUGCUAUAAGAAAACACCCAAUAUCAGACAAUAUUAUUAUUCGUAUUUAAAUAAUGGUGUUUCGUUUUUAGAGCUAUCAAGCCAUCUAGGACUAUCAUCAAGUAUAUUUUCAAAACAAAUCCUAACAUACAUUAUAGAACAUGACCAAAACUCACUAUUUAAUCCAGAAAACUUGGCCACUAAAGAAACUACUGAAAUGUGGAAACUUUUAAAAGAAAUAAACGAUCCACAAAACAUUAUAAAAAAGAUAUUCAAAAAUCCAAGUUUAGUCGAAAAUUUAAAUUUAAGAAAAAAUAUAUAUCAAUCAAUUUAUAAUGAUGAUAAUUGCUCGCCCCUAAUCAAUCAUAUAAGAUCAUCAACUGGUUCGGAAUAUGAAUAUUUAUUACAAGAGAAACUAUAUAAAUUGAAUAUACCAUAUUUGACAGAGAAUCAACUAAGAAAAGAUGGUUAUCCAAAAACCCCAGAUAUUAAACUAGAAAUACCAUUCGCAUACAAAGGUUUUAUGGUAAAUUGGAUUGAAAGUAAAGCAUCAUUCUGUGACGAUAACAACUACAAAAAUACUAAAGAUCAAAUUAUUGGUUACAAAAAUCGUUAUGGUCCUGGUUUAGCAAUUUAUUGGUUUGGUUAUAUAGAUGAUCUAAAUAAUCUACAAGAUGAAGGUGUAUAUAUAACAGAUAGUUUUCCUGAUAUCAAAGAUAUAGAAGUAUUACAUUGUUUAGAUAAAAAUAUCGACAAUAAUUCAAUCCAAUGCAACAAUAUUAAUCAAUUAAUAUAA
Molecule: messenger RNA, 924 nt
Organism: Dictyostelium purpureum
Lineage: Eukaryota; Evosea; Eumycetozoa; Dictyosteliales; Dictyosteliaceae
Exons: 3
Coding region: 1-924 (307 amino acids)
Source: RefSeq, a predicted model, not a curated record